Molecule: messenger RNA, 1527 nt
Organism: Clarias gariepinus (North African catfish)
Lineage: Eukaryota; Metazoa; Chordata; Actinopteri; Siluriformes; Clariidae
Gene: eri1
Product: exoribonuclease 1
Exons: 7
Coding region: 218-1207 (329 amino acids)
Biological process (GO): exonucleolytic trimming to generate mature 3'-end of 5.8S rRNA from tricistronic rRNA transcript (SSU-rRNA, 5.8S rRNA, LSU-rRNA)
Cellular component (GO): cytoplasm; nucleolus
Molecular function (GO): 3'-5'-RNA exonuclease activity; nucleic acid binding
Source: RefSeq, a predicted model, not a curated record
GCUCCUCUGGCGCGAGCGCUCUGUCAGAAAUACUUGGCAUCUCUUUCACUCUCCUCUGUAUUUCGAUAUUAUUUUUAAUUAAUGUACAGAUACAGCACACAACUCAUAUAGUGCUGAAACAUAUGUAUAGUGUGGUGUAAACGGUUACGUGGAGAAAGUCAUAACUUGUUUGUUGUCAGGAGAAGGCAUGUUCGCGCGCUAAAGAAAUAAAGCUGUGAUGGAGGAAAAGAGUAAAGAAGUCGGGAUUACGGAGUGUGUGAGCGAGCAGGAGGACAGCGGCCAGGCUAAAUCUGAACAGAAUAACAGCUUAUGUAAAGAAACGGGACAUGCAGAUUUCAGUGAUCCGGUGUAUAAAGAGAUCUCUCUGGCUAACGGCGCCAUUAACCGCAUGAACAGAGACGAACUGUGUGCUAAAUGUGCUGACCUCAAGCUGGACACCAGGGGGGUGAAAGAUGUCCUGAGAAAGCGUCUUAAGAACUACUAUAAGAAGCAGAAGCUGAAGCAGUCAGCGACAGUCGGCUCUGACGACUUGUAUUACGACUACAUCUGUGUGGUGGACUUUGAGGCUACAUGUGAAGAGAAUAACCCAUAUCAGUUCCUCCAUGAAAUCAUCGAGUUCCCCGUGGUCCUUAUCGACACACACACUUUGGAGAUUGUCGAUACAUUUCAGGAGUAUGUGAAGCCCCAGCUGAACCCGCAGCUCUCCGAUUUCUGUGUGGAACUAACAGGAAUAACACAGAAAAUGGUGGACGAGGCUGAUACGUUUCCUCACGUUCUUCGCAGAGUGGUGGCCUGGCUGCAGGGGAAAGAGCUGGGGACCAAGUACAAAUAUACUCUGCUAACAGAUGGGUCUUGGGAUAUGAGUAAAUUCCUUCACACACAAUGCCGACUGAGUCGACUUCGAUAUCCUCAGUUUGCCAGAAGCUGGAUUAAUAUCAGAAAGUCUUAUGGAAACUAUUACAAGGUGACUCGGACCCAGACAAGGCUGAACUGCAUGCUGGAGAAUCUCGGCAUGCAGUAUGAGGGUCGGCUGCACUGCGGUCUCGACGAUUCGCGCAAUAUCGCCCGCGUGGCCAUCCACAUGCUGAAGGACGGCUGUCGGCUGCGUGUAAACGAGCGUCUGCAUGAAGGGCACCUGCAGAACGUAUCCAAUACAGCAGUGUUAGAAGGAGCUCCGCCUCCACAGUACCCCAAAAGCAGAGACUAACUCUGUAGCGUUUGUGCUUUCUUUCCACAUCAGAGAGCAUUAGAUAAAAUGAGUGUCAGAGUGGACCUUUUUUAAAAAAAAUUAUUUGAUGUACUUGUGUGAUUUCUGUACUGCCAGUUAGUAAUAUUAAUAAUAACGGCCAGAACAAAUCUUCUGUCUGUGUCUAUACUAUAUGUAAUUUCACACAAACAUGUUUCACAAAGAAGUCUUUAUUUUGUAAUUUACUUCUUCGAAGUCAAGUUUUAUGCUUCAGGAGUAAGCAUAAAGAAUAUUCAGUGAUUAUAAAAUUUUUAACAUAACAAUAAAGUGCCAUUCCUGAU